AUGACCUUCGGGGACAGGCUGACAACUUACGAGCCCGAGCAGAGUAAAGACGUCCACAACGUGCUAGACAUAGGUACCGGAACAGGAAUCUGGGCAAUAGAAUAUGGUGAUGCUCAUCCGGAGUCAAUAGUGCUUGGAGUGGAUGUCAGUCCUGUGCAACCGGCUUUUGUCCCUCCGAAUGUGAGAUUCGAAGUUAUGGACGUGGGGCAGCCCUGGUUGUUUGCUUCUCAAUUCGACUUCAUAUUCAGCCGAUUCAUGACCGGGGCAAUUGCAAACUGGCGACAGUACCUCCAAGAAUGUUUUGAUAAUUUGACCCCGGGUGGGGCACUCGAAGUACAAGACAUAUCUUUCCGUCUUCGCUGCGACGAUGGCUCUCUCCCAGAAGAUUCUGCAUUCCGCAGAUGGGCCGAAUACAUGCUUGAAGCGAGUAUCAACCUGGGAUGCCCGCUCGACAGCGUUGACUCGGUGAGGGAGCUCAUGAUUGACACAGGGUUCGUCGACGUCGAGAAGAGAGCCUUCUGUUGGCCAAUGAACCAGUGGCCAAGGGAUCCGAGGUUGAAGAAGAUUGGAGUUUGGACUUUCCAUGACUUUACCGCUUCUCUGUCAGGCAUCAGCCUUGCCCUCUUCACACGAGGCUUGUCCUGGUCUCCGGACGAACUUGAAGUAUUUCUGGUCGACGUUCGGAGAGACAUGAAGAACACAGCUUAUCAUGCAUAUUGGCCAAUGUGA
Messenger RNA from Cladophialophora yegresii CBS 114405, 729 nucleotides. RefSeq lists its product as uncharacterized. The coding region runs from base 1 to 729 and encodes 242 amino acids. Gene Ontology annotation, molecular function: methyltransferase activity. The record is from RefSeq and is a predicted model, not a curated record. NCBI's taxonomy places the organism in Eukaryota, Fungi, Ascomycota, Eurotiomycetes, Chaetothyriales, Herpotrichiellaceae. The transcript has 6 exons.